GAGGAGGACGAAGGACUGUGACUACUCGCAGGAAAUCAGGAGCAUCCCAAAAAUAGCAUCCAUCCAAAGACAGUAUGGCUGACUCCUCAGCAGCAUCAUUGGCAGAUGUUGAAACUGCUUUCCAGAAGUUUGCAGUUCAUGGUGACACUAAAGCCACUGGCAAGGAGAUGAACAACAAGAACUUUGCAAAACUGUGCAAGGACUGUCGUAUCACUGAUGGAAAAAACGUCACCACUACAGAUGUGGACAUCGUUUUCAGCAAAGUCAAGGCAAAAACAGCCAGAGUGAUAACUUUUGAGCAGUUCAAGCAGGCCUUGGCAGAGCUGGCUUCAAAACGCUUUAAAGGAAAGAGCCAGGAGGAGGCGCUGCAGCAGAUGUACAGCCUCAUUGCUGGGAAGGAGCCUGCUAAUGUUGGAGUCACCAAAGUUGCAAAGGCUGCUGCGGUGGACAGACUCACAGAUGCCAGCAAGUACACAGGGGCACACAAGGAGCGCUUUGAUGAGUCGGGGAAAGGGAAGGGGAAGGCGGGCAGAGAGGACAUCGCCGAUACUAGUGGAUAUGUGGGCGCGUACAAAGGCAGUGGCACUUAUGACGACAAAGUUAAAGAGGCUUAACUCACCUAUUAUGAGAAAAGUAAUAACGUUCAUCUAUUUUUAAAUAGAAAUACCAAUGGGGUAAUGAAUGAUACAUGAUACUUACUGGCAAGAUCCUCCCAUGGAACAUAAAAAAAACUAUUAUCUUGUAGCCCACAUCCUCUAUCAUAAUUAAAUUUCCAUUUUACUCUGAAUGUUAAAGCAGUGACCAAAAUGUUGGUAUUAGAUUUGCAUUGUGCCUUAUGAAUGAAAGAUAUGCCAUUAACAAAAUGCAAAAAUAUGUAAAAUGUACAUUUAAGUAUAAUCUCAAUGUCUGUUAGCAAUCACAAAAUGACCAAAGUGUAAUAGAACAAUAAUAAUCUUCCAGUUUAUCACUUGCAUUGUGUCUUAUUUAUUGGUAAGUUUAGUUUGAAAUGUUACUAUAUUGUGUUGAAUGAAUGUGAAUG
Molecule: messenger RNA, 1039 nt
Organism: Boleophthalmus pectinirostris (great blue-spotted mudskipper)
Lineage: Eukaryota; Metazoa; Chordata; Actinopteri; Gobiiformes; Gobiidae
Gene: tppp2
Product: tubulin polymerization-promoting protein family member 2
Exons: 4
Coding region: 75-614 (179 amino acids)
Biological process (GO): microtubule polymerization; microtubule bundle formation; positive regulation of protein polymerization
Cellular component (GO): microtubule
Molecular function (GO): tubulin binding
Source: RefSeq, a predicted model, not a curated record